UCAACCUCACUUCUGAGGCUGGUUCCAGGGCUGCUCAGAUGAGGCUGUCCAGCACCUUCACCUGGGCCUUGCUGUUCAGUACAGCUGCCCUGGUUUCUACUGCACAGAACAAAGGGUAUAGUGACUGCGGCGGCCUCCUCACAGACCUGUCGGGCAGGAUCUCCAACUACAUCGGACCAAAAACUGUCUGUGUCUGGACCAUCCAGAUGACCCCAGGUCUCCACGUUGCUAUGGCAAUACCGGGCCUCAACCUCACCUGUCUUAAAGAGUAUGUGGAAAUCCAAGAUGGGCCUCCAGGAUCUGCUAGCUAUGGGAAGAUUUGUGAAGGUCUAGGUCUCACCUUUCGAUCUUCCUCCAACAUCUUGACUGUCAAGUACACCAGGAAACCCGACCACCCAGCCUCUUCUUUCGAUGUGUAUUACUAUGGGGAACCAGAGGGCAGUCGGGGGCAGGGGCACUGCUGAGGCGCCCUCCACUCUCCAUGCCAGGCUAUGUGGCGUGUUGGGCAUAUAGCUAUUUGUGUGACUCUUGAAAUAAAGUUGAGCCAAACAUCUA
Molecule: messenger RNA, 555 nt
Organism: Equus caballus (horse)
Lineage: Eukaryota; Metazoa; Chordata; Mammalia; Perissodactyla; Equidae
Gene: SPADH
Product: spermadhesin family member
Biological process (GO): single fertilization
Source: RefSeq, a predicted model, not a curated record